AUGUUUGCACAGAUAGGCAUCUUGGCUGUGUCUGUGGUCACCAUAAUAUUAGGACUGGGCUUAGGUCUUGGCCUUCAACUGGAAAACUGUAGAAACAAAGUGCCAGUGUCCUGCCAUAAUCGCUGCUACGAGCCUUAUGAUUACGAGACUCCAGGCUGUCGCUGUAAUGAGCAGUGUAUCAGCAAUAACAACUGCUGCUAUGACUUCCAGGAGAUCUGCCUUCAGCCAGCUGAGAGCUGGGAAUGCACUCUAUUGAGGUGUGGGGAGAAACGUGUUGCUGGCAGUAAAUGCCAAUGUUCUGAGGACUGUCUGCAUGCUGGAGACUGCUGCACGAACUAUAACAUUGUCUGCUGUGGAGUAACCCCGUGGGUUCAAGAUGAUUGUGUGAACAUGACCAGCCCAAAAUGCCCAGCAAAUUUUAAGAGGCAACCUUUACUGCUGAUCUCUCUGGACGGCUUGAGAGCAGAAUAUCAGUACACAUGGCAUUCCCUCAUACCAGUGCUGAACAAGCUAAGAAAGUGUGGUACUUCCUCCAUCUUUAUGCAGCCUGUGUUCCCCAGUAAAACUUUCCCUAACCACUAUUCCAUUGUAACGGGUCUGUACACCGAGUCCCAUGGUUUGGUGGAUAAUAACAUGUAUGAUCCCAUAUUUGACGCUUCAUUUAGUCUAUCCAACAGUGAGAAGGACAACCCUAGAUGGUAUCUAGGGCAACCAAUUUGGCACACAGCAAGAUAUCAGGGUCUGCGAGCAGGAACAUUCUUCUGGCCAGGAUCAGAUGUGAAAAUAAAUGGAACAUUUCCUCAUCUGUAUGAAAAGUAUAAUGGAACAAUUCCUUUUGAGCAGAGAGUAUUCACUGUACUGAAGUGGUUACAGUUGCCUGAUGAUCAGCGACCUGAUUUUUACACUCUUUAUUUGGAAGAACCAGAUAAAUCUGGUCACAGUUUUGGACCUGUUAGUGGAGGGUUGAUUAGUGCAAUUCAAGGAGUGGACAAGGUGAUUGGACAGCUGAUGAAUGGACUUAAACAGCUCAACCUCCAUGAAUGUGUCAAUAUAAUUGUUGUGGCUGAUCAUGGGAUGGAGGAAACCAGCUGUGAGAGAAAAGAAGUUCUAGAGGACUUGGUGGGUGAUGUGUCACAGCUGUAUGUGACUGAGGGAGUAUUUGGUCGCAUCAGAGCCAGGAACAAAACAAUCACUUUGGAUGCCGCAGGUUUGGUGGCCAACAUGACAUGUAAGAAAUCCGAUCAGAAGGUGAAGGCAUAUUUGAAGUCUCAUCUACCCAAACGUUUCCACUACGCAAACAGCAGACGCAUAGAUGAUGUUAACGUGCUUGUCACCACACGGUGGCUUUUUGAAAGGUAUCCAGGAUCCCUUUCUUUCUGCACUGCUGGUAAUCAUGGCUAUGACAAUGACGAGCCCACCAUGCAGGCAAUGUUUCUGAGUUAUGGACCAAAAUUUUACUCUCAGACUGUAGUUGAGCCAUUCUCCAACAUAGAGCUGUACAAUCUUAUGUGUGAUGUGUUAGAGAUCACACCAGCCCAAAAUAAUGGUAGCCAUGGCAGCUUAAACCACAUGCUGCGCUCGCCACCUUAUUCACCUGAACACCCAGUGGAGCAGAGCUCACCCGGCAAUUGUCCCAUGCACAGUUUGGAGCCCAGUGAUCAAAUGGGCUGCUCCUGCCCUGCCCUGGGUGACACUAAUCCCAACGCUCGCUUAAACCUAACUGACACUGAAGUGUCUGUAAGUGAGGGCAAACAUCUGCUGUUUGGAAGACCCAGAGUUCUGCAGUCUAGCAUCAACUACUGCAUACUUCAUCAUCAUGGCUACAUCAGUGCCUACAGCAGACACAUGCUUAUGCCACUCUGGAGCUCAUUUACUGUGGAAAAAACAGCUGGAGGUAUUCCUGGUUCACUGCCAACGGUGACAGCAGACUGUCUGAGAGCAGAUGUGAGAAUUCCAGCAGAACAGAGUCCUACCUGUGACCAGUACAACAGCAGCAACAAUAUCACACAUGCCUUCCUGUACCCACCCAAUCUAAACAGCACAGCAGAAGAGCAUUUUGAUGGCCUUAUUUUGAGUAAUGUAGUGCCCAUGUACCCAGCCUUUAAGAGGCUGUGGCAGUACUUUCAGGAUUUUUUACUGUUGAAAUAUUCCUCUCAGUAUAAUAGAAUCAAUGUGGUGGCUGGACCUGCAUUUGACUAUAACUCCGACGGACAUUACGACACUCCAGACCAGAUACAAGAGUUUGUUCCAGGCACCCGUAUUCCCAUCCCCACCCAUUAUUUUACAGUCCUGACAAGCUGCUUGGAUGUGACCCAUCCUGUACAUGAAUGUGAUGAUGAACUGCACACUGUCUCUUUCCUAGUACCACAUAGACCUACCACCUCUGAGAGCUGCCUGAGCAACCAAGAGGAGUCUUAUUGGGUGGAGGACCUGAUUUGGUUUCACCAAUCACGUGUCCAAGAUGUUGAGUGGAUAACAGGACUGGACUUCUUCCAGAGUAGCAUCCGGCCACUCCCCGAGAUUCUACGGGUAAAGACACGUCCCACAGCUGCAAUUAAAAGAAAACCAUAAAACCAUGAUUGGGUGAAAAAAAAAAAAAACAUCAUAAUAUCAUAAUA
This is a messenger RNA of Electrophorus electricus (electric eel), 2618 nucleotides long. RefSeq names its product venom phosphodiesterase CdcPDE. Gene Ontology annotation, biological process: nucleoside triphosphate catabolic process. The record is from RefSeq and is a predicted model, not a curated record. Gene Ontology annotation, molecular function: nucleic acid binding; metal ion binding; nucleoside triphosphate diphosphatase activity. Lineage: Eukaryota; Metazoa; Chordata; Actinopteri; Gymnotiformes; Gymnotidae.